Messenger RNA from Drosophila innubila, 706 nucleotides. RefSeq lists its product as uncharacterized. Bases 24 to 608 code for a protein of 194 amino acids. The transcript has 4 exons. The record is from RefSeq and is a predicted model, not a curated record. Lineage: Eukaryota; Metazoa; Arthropoda; Insecta; Diptera; Drosophilidae.
GCUGAAAUGUUUGUUGGACGAGAAUGGACGGCAACUCUGAUGGAUAUUUGGUGAUUUGCAGCUAUGCGAUUGCGAUACUGGAUCUCAUCUCAGCGGUACUCUUUGCCAGUGUCUCCGGCGUGCUCUACGCUCAGCACAAUCACUGGACAUCACUGGCAGCUUUGAUCUUCUCUAUGCUUUGGAUGGUCAUUAUUUUGAUGCUCCUUUUAGGAAUUUACCAGCGCAGCUUGAGCUAUAUACGAUAUUGGUUGGUCUUCACCUGUCUGGGCAUUAUGCUAGAUGCGAUUCUACUGCUCUAUGGCUUGACUCUGUCCAUAUCCAUCAACUGGGAAGGUGUUAAGAUUACAGUGCUGCCUUUUGUGGGUUUGGCUGUGGAAAUGACAUUUGUGUAUAUUAUCUAUAUAUUCUAUCUGGACAUGAUAUAUCGAGAGCCAUGGAUACCUGUAUCCAGAUAUGCUGGAGGUUGCAGUCAGAGGGACAUUAAAACUGCUUCCAGUAGCAAUGAUACCAAACAAAAGGAACGCAAGCGUCUGAAGAAGAUGUAUAAGCGAGAGGAGAAAGCUGCUCUCAGGGAUCUGGCACGGAAACUUCGCAGGGGACAAGUCUAAUAAGUGCCAAGACUUUUGCUUACUCCAAACUCGAAGAAAGCAUAGAAUUCUUGCCAAUGUGUCGUCAUGCUGCUGGGGGAAAACUCUCUUCUAUAUUG